GACGUAGUGAUGCAGGCUGUAGACAGGGUCAAGUCCCGACAUCGAACUCAGUUCUGAUUGCUGCUCACUCGAAGCCACGUCGUACUAUCAAAAACCGGAAAGGUUUUUAAUUUAAAAAACCGUUCGCUUCUUAUUUGAUCUACGCUCCAGUUGGCCCAAGAUGGCUUCAGCAUCGACCUCCCGUACCACAGAUAGCACGGCGCUGCUGUCGUCAACUAGGACAUCGCGCCGCUCCACGCUUGACAGUGUGUCCUUGGUGGAUGACGCUAAGGAGGCGGAGCCCUCGGCCGAAGUUUCGCUAGCCAAGGUGGCCUCAGAGAAACAGCUGCCGUGGAUAUACGUCCCGCCCCCGCGACAUUUCAUAGAGGUCUACUACGGUGAAAUGUGGCCUAUGCUUAUGAACAUCAACUGCAAGAAAUCAGUGUUUCUGGACUAUAUUAGAAGAAGGAUCCCACCGAUAGCUGUCGAAUCGAUGGAGCUGUGUGAUUUACAAGGCAAUGUUGUGGGGAUCGCCAACGUGGAGCCCAGUGAUUACGUCAUCAAUUUGUUCCAGCCUGGCUUCAUCUACAUCACGUGUGAGAUGCUCAGACAACAUGGCUACGUGGCGGACAUCAAGCCCUGCUUUGGUGAAUGGGAGGAGAGGUUUCCUUACAUUAAAGAAGGUCUGGCCGCCUGGAUAGAAAAGACCAAAAAAGCGGCUGAACCGAAGGUACUCAAGAAAGUAUCGUCCCAAUUAAAACGGGGUCGCGCAGGCCGGCGAACACCAACUUGGUGACUCGCUUGAUUGAAGACCAACUUGGUGACUCGAUGGAUGGGUGACUCGCUUGACAGAACACCAACUUGGUGACUUGAUGGAUGGGUGACUCGCUUGAUUGAAGACCAACCUGGUGACUCGAUGGAUGGGUGACUCGCUUGAUUGAAGACCAACUUGGUGACUCGAUGGAUGGGUGACUCGCUUGAUUGAAGACCAACUUGGUGACUCGAUGGAUGGGUGACUCGCUUGAUUGAAGACCAACUUGGUGACUCGAUGGAUGGGUGACUCGCUUGAUUGAAGACCAACUUGGUGACUUGAUGGAUGGGUGACUCGCUUGAUUGAAGACCAACUUGGUGACUUGAUGGAAGGGUGACUCGCUUGACAGAACACCAACUUGGUGACUCGCUUGAUUGAAGACCAACUUGGUGACUCGAUGGAUGGGUGACUCGCUUGACAGAACACCAACUUGGUGACUCGAUGGAUGGGUGACUCGCUUGACAGAACACCAACUUGGUGACACGAUGGAUGUUUGACUCGCUUGACUGAAUGCCUGCUGAAUUAUUUUCAUGACUGAUGACGUAAUCGCAAGUUUUAAAAAUGCGACUUGACAUGAUUCCUUUUACAUUUGAAAGCUGUAUUUACCGCAAACUUUUUGCUUUUCUAACUAUGUAUUUUUAUUUUCCAAUUCUAUUUGAUAUGUUAAAUAUUUACUAGUCUCACAGUUUGUAAAUAAAGUACUUGAUACA
Molecule: messenger RNA, 1500 nt
Organism: Physella acuta
Lineage: Eukaryota; Metazoa; Mollusca; Gastropoda; Physidae
Source: RefSeq, a predicted model, not a curated record